Messenger RNA from Abrus precatorius (Indian licorice), 1762 nucleotides. RefSeq names its product zinc finger CCCH domain-containing protein 18. The record is from RefSeq and is a predicted model, not a curated record. Gene Ontology annotation, molecular function: nucleic acid binding; metal ion binding. NCBI's taxonomy places the organism in Eukaryota, Viridiplantae, Streptophyta, Magnoliopsida, Fabales, Fabaceae. The coding region runs from base 65 to 1555 and encodes 496 amino acids. The transcript has 4 exons.
AACGGAGAACGAAAAGGGUGCGAAAUUAAUAACGUAGUUGUGUUGUGUCUCGUGGUUGGGUUUGAUGAUGGCAAUGGGUAGCGAAGAAGAGAGGGUUCUGGAGAACCAACUCGAACUUCAAUUGCAAGAGCAAAGGGAUUCCCUUUCUGCCAUCGAUCAAGCACUCCUCUCUGAUCCAACCAACCCUGAGCUUCUCGCGGUUCACGAGGAGCUUGUUCAGGCAAUUAGGGAUGCAGAAGAAGGACUCCUUCACCUAAAACGUGCACGAUUGUUACAGGAAGCAGAUUCAGCGCUGCAUAGCACUAAUAUUUUCACUGAAGAAGAGAAAGUGGAGCCCCUGGAUCCAACAGAUGUUGAACCAGAGCCACUGGAGGAAAAAUGUUAUUCUGUUGGAUCUAAAUGUAGAUUCCGUCACAAAGAUGGGCGUUGGUACAAUGGUCAAGUGGUGCAGUUGGAUAAUUCAGUGGCAAAAGUUUCGUUCCUUACUCCUACAUCUGAGAAUAUGCUGAUGUGCAAGUUCUUUUUGCAACAACGAUGUCGAUUUGGUAGUAACUGUCGCCUAUCACAUGGAGUUGAUGUUCAAUUGUCCUCUCUUAAGAAAUAUGUCCCUACUCUGUGGAAACCAUCUCUUGUGGGAUCAAGUAUAUGGGCAGUCUCAAAUGCAAAUGCAGGCACUUGGAGGGAAGCUGAGCUCGAGUCCUGGAACGAAAAAGCUGGCAUUGGACAAGUUGUUUUCCGUGAUGAUGGAAGUUCUGUCAAAAUUGGUGCAGAAGAAAUGGCACUAUCUGAGUAUGCUGAAGUAAGUGACUUAGAGAGUGAUUCCAGCUUAGAGCAAACUGAUUCUAGUGACUAUGAGGAAGAGGAAUUGCAAGGUUUAGGAUUUCUGGAGAGUACCAACCUGCAGAGAGGUAUUCAAACUGAAACAGCUAUAUUUGCCAAGUGGGAGAACCACACUAGAGGUGUAGCUUCCAAAAUGAUGGCUAGUAUGGGAUACAGAGAAGGAAUGGGUUUAGGGGCAACUGGUCAGGGAAUGCUGGACCCCAUACCAGUGAAGGUGCUACCACCAAAGCAGUCCUUGGAUCAUGCACUUGAAUUUCAUAAAGAAGAUAACCGAGAGAAGCAAGGCAAGAAACGGAGCAGGGGCGGUAAGAGAAAACGUGAUAAGAAAUUUGCAGAAGCGGUUCGUGCAGCAAAGGAGGAAGAAGAAUCAGUAUCAGAUGUAUUUGCAUUGAUAAACAAUCAGCUGGCAAUGCAUGGUGAACAUUUCAACAGCGGUUCAAUGAAGAAGCAGCAAAGUAAAGGUUCAGAGGAAGGUAAAAGAGUGGAUAGACGGGCAUUGAUUGCUUAUGAGGAUGAGGUGAAGGAUUUGAAGAUGCGGGUUGAAAAACUUGAACACAUUGUAAAUGCGAACCAAAAAGAGAAGGCUGUUUAUGAGGCUGCAAUGAGGAAAUUAAUUGAAACUCGCAAGGCUUUGGCAGAGGCUGAAGCAGCUCAUGCCUCUGCCUCAAGUGCAGUUGUUAGCAAGGAAAAAGAGAAGAGAUGGCUCAAGUUUUAGUUAGGACUUAUGAUUUAGAAAGACUAGUUCUGUUUCUAGUAGCAUAAAUAUAAUAUGUCUUUAAUUGAUUCAAAUGCAGAUACCUUAAAAAGAAGAAAAAAAGGAAUGGAAAUUGCAUCAUGUGUAACUAUCAAGAUAUUGGUACAUUGCUUGCCUUGUACAUGCUAUGUGAUUAUUCAAUUGAAUGAUGUACGCAUGUAUUUUUUG